This is a messenger RNA of Brachypodium distachyon (stiff brome), 2474 nucleotides long. Its product is annotated as NAD-dependent malic enzyme 62 kDa isoform, mitochondrial. Lineage: Eukaryota; Viridiplantae; Streptophyta; Magnoliopsida; Poales; Poaceae. Bases 230 to 2104 code for a protein of 624 amino acids. The transcript is spliced from 19 exons. Gene Ontology annotation, cellular component: mitochondrion. Gene Ontology annotation, biological process: malate metabolic process; pyruvate metabolic process. Gene Ontology annotation, molecular function: NAD binding; malate dehydrogenase (decarboxylating) (NAD+) activity. The record is from RefSeq and is a predicted model, not a curated record.
CCGCGUUAGGAACCCGCGUUCGUACGCAGGCAGAUCGGGGUCGUCUCCUCUGUGUCGGCGCCAAUCGGGUGCAGAUCUCCGCGUCGUCUUCAACCAAACCGGAGAAUAAUUCCAACCCCAUCGCGCAUCACACAGCAAAAAAGCUACGACUACGCUUAUUCCCCCCCCUUCCCACUGGUCGGAGCACGCCCUCCACUCCACCAGGACCAGCCGGCGCGCGCGGGCGGGGAUGGCGAACGCGGCGCUCAUCUCGCGGAGCCUCCGGCGAUCCGACACCCUCCACCGCCUCCUCCUCCUGCAGGCGCGGGGGUUCACGACGGCGGAGUGCCACCGCCCCGUCGUGCUCCACAAGCGCGGCCCCGACAUCCUCCACGACCCAUGGUUCAACCGGGGCACGGCGUUCUCGAUGACGGAGAGAGACCGGCUCGGACUCCGCGGCCUGCUCCCGCCCAACGUCGUCUCCUCGCAGCAGCAGAUCGACCGAUUCAUGCUUGACCUGAAAAGGCUGGAGCAAAAUGCGAGAGAUGGGCCAUCUGAUACUUAUCCAUUGGCAAAAUGGCGUAUUCUUAACAGGCUGCAUGACAGAAAUGAAACAAUGUACUACAAGGUCUUAAUAGAUAACAUUGAGGAGUAUGCACCUAUAGUUUACACACCGACUGUUGGAGCUGUUUGCCAAAAUUACAGUGGCUUAUUUAGACGACCUCGGGGAAUGUAUUUUAGUGCAGAAGAUCGUGGGGAAAUGAUGUCCAUGGUGUACAACUGGCCAGCUGAUCAGGUUGACAUGAUAGUGGUGACUGAUGGAAGCAGGAUAUUGGGCCUGGGUGAUCUAGGAGUGCAAGGUAUUGGCAUUGCUAUAGGAAAGCUGGAUUUGUAUGUUGCUGCUGCUGGAAUCAAUCCCCAAAGGGUUCUCCCAGUUAUGAUUGAUGUGGGAACAAACAAUGAGAAACUCCUGAAGGAUCCUCUUUAUCUCGGGCUACAAGAACACCGUCUUGAGGGAGAAGAAUAUGUUGAAAUUAUUGACGAAUUCAUGGAAGCUGUGUUUUCUCGUUGGCCCAAUGUGAUUGUACAGUUUGAAGAUUUCCAAAGCAAGUGGGCAUUCAGGCUGCUGCAGCGUUACAGGAAUACCUAUCGCAUGUUUAACGAUGAUGUGCAGGGAACUGCUGGCGUUGCGAUAGCUGGCCUUCUAGGAGCUGUAAGAGCACAAGGAAGGCCAAUGAUAGACUUCCCAAAGCAAAAGAUUGUUGUUGCAGGUGCCGGCAGUGCUGGGAUUGGUGUAGUGAAUGCUGCAAGCAGGACCAUGGCAAGGAUGUUGGGAAACAAUGAUGUUGCUUUUGAGAGUGCCAGGAGUCAAUUCUGGAUAGUUGAUGCCCACGGUCUAAUAACAGAGGACCGAGCAGACAUCGAUCCAGAUGCGCGUCCCUUUGCUAGGAGAAAGAGUGAACUUGCUCACCAAGGCCUAAGUGAGGGGGCAAGCUUGGUUGAAGUGGUUAAAAAGGUGAAGCCUGAUGUCAUUCUUGGACUAUCUGCUGUUGGGGGUUUGUUCUCGAAGGAGGUUUUAGAAGCACUAAAGGAUUCGUCCUCUUCCAGACCAGCAAUUUUUGCAAUGUCAAAUCCGACUAAGAAUGCUGAAUGUACACCCGACGAAGCCUUCUCGAUUCUUGGUGAAAAGGUCAUCUUUUCCAGUGGAAGCCCUUUUGACGAUGUGGAUCUUGGUGAUGGGAAGAUCGGCCACUCUAAUCAAGGGAAUAACAUGUAUCUCUUUCCUGGGAUAGGGCUUGGAACCCUUUUGUCUGGUGCACGGGUUAUCUCUGAUGGAAUGCUUCAAGCCGCGGCAGAGCGCUUGGCUUCAUACAUGAAAGAAGAAGAGGUUCUCCAAGGGAUAAUUUACCCUCCAACCUCCAGAAUACGUGACAUCACUAAGGAGGUGGCAGCAGCAGUUGUGAGGGAAGCUGUUGCAGAGGACCUAGCUGAUGGAUAUCGUGACAUGGAUGCACGUGAACUUGCAAGACUCAGUGAGGUGGUUUAUCUUUACUAUCCAAUCCAGUUUGCAGGUAUAUCUUGGCUGCUGUUGUACACAGUGGACAUCCUCGUCAACGGUGAAUGAAGACAUCUUGUUAGUGUCUUAGUGAUGGCCAUUGUUAAUGUCCUGUUCAUGGGACCGUAUCUGUGCAACAGAUGGCGUGAUCAGCAGGUACUUCUCAAGGCUUUGUCAAUGUUCCUCCUUUGGAGGCUUCCAUCUUUUCUCUCUCAACUUUGUACCUGGCCAACAGAAAAACACGAGGUAUGCACGCCUGAGGUAGUUUCGUAGGACCUUUACCCACUGCCUCUAAACGAGUUCGAUGUAAAAGCUCAAUUCAUCACUGCCACAGAAUAGUUUUGAACUUUGGAAGCCAUUAUGUGCUUUGUAUGGAUUAGUGCACAUUAUGUCAUGGCCAUACUUGUGCAGCUUGAAGAGAGUAAAUUUCACUUUGUAA